Molecule: messenger RNA, 1846 nt
Organism: Hippocampus comes (tiger tail seahorse)
Lineage: Eukaryota; Metazoa; Chordata; Actinopteri; Syngnathiformes; Syngnathidae
Product: protein FAM161A
Exons: 4
Coding region: 673-1698 (341 amino acids)
Biological process (GO): cilium organization
Cellular component (GO): cilium
Source: RefSeq, a predicted model, not a curated record
UAUUUUCUUCAAGAUAAAUGAUGUAAUCUAACAAGAAUAAAGUCUAAUUUUCUCGAGGAAAAAAAUGCACAAUAUGAUAGGGAGGAAGAUGUAUUUUGAAAAAUAUGUAUAGAUUACAGGAUAUUACAAUAACAAUAUCUGCAAGAAAAAGUCGCAAAAAAGUCCAAAUUUUCAGCAGAAACUUAUUUUUUUUCACGAUCUUAAACCAAACAAUGCAAAGUGCCACGAACGGGCUAACGAAUAGCAUCAAUAGUCGUGGUAUGCAACCCAUUAUAUAUUAUUUUGUAUGCUGUAUGUCUGUAUUAUACUGACCACUGGUGGUCAAAUCUGGCUGGUAGGAGCUCUACAAUUAAGCAUACAAUCAUAAUAUUCAUAUUUCUUUUAAAAUCUCAUUGUGAUCAUGGCUCUUUUAAAAGCAAAAGAAGACGUAAAGUCGGUCAAUGGUGUUGCAUUGUAGAAGUACCUAUGAGAGACAGGAGGACAACGUUGCAGGUCAACAUGUUAAUCUGGUUAAUCCCAUAAAGAGCAUCUGUCUAUCAGGCCCCUCCAGUCAAGAGGUAUUACAUUUUAGCCACUCUAAAUCUACCAUUACGCUUUAGCCAGCAUCAGGUCAGGAUCGGACCCUCGGUGUCGCUGCACAAGUGGCACUUUUGGCGCAGAAGGACCAUCGAGAUGGCGAUGAGGUGGCGCUCCAGCUCUCUGGAUGAGGACCAAUGCUUGGAGUUCGGACACCAGAAUGACGAUGUGGCCCCUUUGCAUCGCAGCGGUGGGAGAGGUCGGCGAGUCCGCAGCUCGCUCUCCAUGCACAUCUACGGCCUGCAAAGGCAGCAUGACCACGUUGACUACUACCAAGGGAUGGAAGAGCUGAAGACAGCUCACCUGAACAAUGUGGCCCAGUUGGAGAGGAUGUACAUCCAUCACUGGGAGCAAGACGAGGACGGACAUAACAGCUCAGUCAGGAAACUCCAGAAAAUCAAUUCCCAGGAGGAGUUGGACCUCAAUGAGACAUCGAGCGGCUCCGACCAAUCCGAGCUGUCGGUGGAGGACAACGUGAGGGGAAUGACGCCCAAGAAUCUCAGUGAGCGUGUCCUCAGCCCAGACGACAUGUUGAUGAUCCAGAAGGACUUCAGGUUCCAGCCCAAGUCAUCGGUUUCCAAACAGCAGGCAAGGGUGCCGCCCCAAAGGGCCUUCAAGGCACGGCCCAGCGACUCCAGAAUCACAGUGCCCAAACCAUUCCAGAUGAUGCUGAGAGAAGCGCGAAAAGCGCGCACGCGCUCCGAGGUGGAACUUGAGAACACACUGCUGCGACGUGAGCUGGAUGAGCUCAGAGAGUGCCAGAAAAAGUUCCGGGCCUCGCCUGCGCCGUCUCACAUACGCCGGCCUCUUGCCGAUAUCAUCAGCCGGCGCUCGCCGCAACCGUCCAUUCUGGGCGCCUCUGCUCUGCAGCCCUCCCACUUCCUGGAAAGAGAGAAGAAGAAGAGGGAGUCAAAGAUGGCUGCGGAGCUAGCCGGCAAAGGGGACCCACAAGAGAUGCGGCGGGCUAUCACGGCCUGGCCCAGACCUGCAAGUCGGCAGUCAUCUGCAACCCCAGGCAAGUCGCACGCCUCCAGACCUCCAAGACGUCUGUCAUCCAAGCCUGUGAAGAAGCAACUGGAGGUGUCCAUUGAGCUGGUCAAGGAAAGCGAAUGCUCCCACUGACUGACCGUCCUGUACAUCGAUGUUUAAUUUUGUAUUUUUUGGAAUGUGCAAUCAAUUUCCAGCGAAGAAACAAUAAUACUCUCCUUUGCAACAGUCCCCGUGUGUCCCAAUGAGGCUCUCAACAACAGACAUGAGCAAAUGAUUGAUA